Symbiodinium sp. CCMP2456 is the source of this 2742-nucleotide messenger RNA. The record is from the annotation of a GenBank genome assembly. NCBI's taxonomy places the organism in Eukaryota, Dinophyceae, Suessiales, Symbiodiniaceae.
AUGUACCACAGGGUCUUGCUGUGGCUGUGGCUUUGUGCCCUGGCUUGGGCCACCACUGAAGACGACCUCGUCUCAGCUGUGCAGAGUGGCAAUGUGAGCGAGGUGCAGGUGCUGGUCGGGCAGUUCGACAUCAGUAGCAUUAGCCGGCGUGUGUCCUACUACGGACAAGAUCACCGCUCGUGGACACUGCUGCAUGAUGCAGCCCGCUAUGGCCAUAGCCAAGUAUUGCAACUUCUGCUGGAGACGUGGCCAGAUGGCAUCGAUAGCACCAGCGACGUUAAAGCCCAAUGCCCCCAACAUAGCGACAGCCGGGCGCCGUGCAGGGGUGGCAGCACCAGCUGGACGCCGCUGCAUGUGGCCGCCAUGAGCGGGCAGGUUGAAGCAUUCUCGAUGCUGGUGGAGGCAUUGUCCCAGAAAGGUCGCACUGCCAGUCUUGAGGACCUGAUGGUCUUCCAAUCCGUCGAUUGCAACCUGCUGGUGGGGUUUGGAUGCGACCCACAGGGCAUCGAAGUACUCGACGAAGCGGCGAGGGACCUUGAUUGCCGGAAUCCUUACGAGUUGACCAACCGCUCGCUGGAGAUGUGGCUCUAUAGCUGCAAGGGUGAUAUUCGCUGGCACGACGAUGCCGGCACUCCACUCUUGGACCUCCUUGAGAACGAAGAUGCACGGAAGUUCUGGCGAGAGCAUGCGACUCUGCAAGCUAGCAUGCUGAACACCAUGAGAGACUGGCAGGCCUGGGUGAUUCCUGGACUUGCAGCUCUGAUGGCAUACUUGUCGGUACUCGUGGAGAGAAAGUUCCUCCAUUGGUGUUGCGAAAAAAGUAGAACCCAGCAAGCCCAAACAGAUAACGACCAAGACCCCUUCCUUUCUGGUGCCAAGCUCUUGGUGAGCCGGGCUUUCAGUAGGUUCACGCUGUCAGUGAAGAUGUGGCGCUGGCUGGAAGUCUCCGUUGGGAUUUUUUGGCUGGGGCUCGUGCUGUUGAUCGCGCACUGGGCAUGGUGGUUACCGCUAGUUGCGGUUCUGUACGUGGCCCCUGCCAUCAAACUGCAUGGGGCUCGGGAGUUAUUUCAAUCUCCGACUCUGGCAUUGGUGUCUAGAAGCUUCGGAGGCAAGGUUGCAGCCCUCAUCCGCACCACGGCUCUCUUCGGCAUUUUCUGCUUCCUCUAUGGUGGUCUGUAUUGGAAGAUGGUGAUCCCUGAGUCAGUCAUAUCUGCGUUCUCGUGGAUGCUUGACCCCUCGGUGGUCGCGUGGGAGGACAGGAAAGUACGCUUACUGAGAAACAGCAAGCUGAACGAGCACUGGCUGUUCCCCUGGGCACCUCCAAUCACUGCGCUUGAAAUCUUCCGAACUGUGAGAGACGUUUGCAUUGGCCUGGUAGUAGUGUACUGGGUCAUUCUGCUUUGCAUGGUGCUGUUCAAGUGUUUCCGGCGCUGUCUAUGUCGAAGCAUUACUUCUCCGACACCCUCCCGUCAUGAGCUUGAGGAUGCUGUGCGACAAGUUCUGCAGAAACCACCAGACGAGUUUGGCGAAGUUCACAAGGGCAUCAAACCGACGACGUCCUGCUCGUUGUAUAAAAGCGUUGCAAUGCAAUUGCUGGAUAUCGCCUUCGAUUUCAACACUGUGUUGAGUUUCCUAUUGGAUCGGAAUUACCUCUUCGCCGCCGUUAUGACCUUCUUUGUGGUGCGUAGCAUCACCAAGCAGUUCUACGUCCUCCCUUUUUGUCACUUCCGGGAGGCGCUCAGGGAGAGCGUGCGUCGAGGCAUACCACGACAGGACGUUUUGGACUUUUUGGAAGAGGAGAAGCGGUCGGAAGCUCUGUUUUGCGCCUGCAUUACUGCCUAUGCGUUGUUCUUCUCGGUGAAUACCGCGGGGCAGAUGCUGACGCAGUAUUGCAGUCUGGUGUCGAGCACAUGGCAGCUCAGAGGCCAUGCAGCUGAACUGUGCAACAUGGACUUCCCUGUGGAUGAGGCCGCAGGCGUGGCGAGUGCGAGUGCAGCUCCCCUCCAUGAAAUGAACAGCGACCUGAAAAAUGUAGAAGGAAAGGAUGCCAGCUGUCAGUCAGCGAACGAGGAGAACCCCGUGAGUGCAGCGAACAAGUCAGAGCGUGACGGUGCCACGGCUGUGUCGAAGCACUGGGUGACCAUUUCGCACGAGUUCAUCCCGCAAAAAACGGGCGUUGAGGAAACCAUAGAUACAAGUCUCCGCUUCGACCAUGUCUUGACAGCAAUGGCGAUUUAUGUCGAGGAUGGAAGCUCAUACAAUGGAUUGAGCGAUGCGUUCCGCAGACGGCUUCAAAAGCAAGAGGCAACAGAGAUACUUCGGCGAACAGAUGGCACUACGCAGAGAAUUUGGGCCAAGGAGGGGCGCCCCUCCUACCAGGCAAAACCGGAUCCCGGGAAGAGGCUUCUUGACGAAGCUGCGGUUGAAGUAGCCAAGCAGAAAGAGUUUCUGCCUGCUUUCUCCGUCAGGAUCUUAGCGGCGCUCUCAGGGUCAACAUCUGACUUGACCAUUGACGAGUCCACGGAGUUCGCAAAGCAGGUCACCUUCGAAGGAUUCCGGGGCCGGGACACGGUGGGGAGCCUGAAGGAUCGCCUCUUGAAGGAUGGCCUGGCCUCUCGGUCGCCGCGCAUCUUCCUCCCGCCGCAUGAACUUCGGGACGCGACAAAACUUGGGGAGUGCUUUGCGCAGUGGUCAGGCUUCGGCUUGGACGCGGCCUCCGCUAGAGCAUCUCCAGCUGCUUGA